Molecule: messenger RNA, 1055 nt
Organism: Nematolebias whitei (Rio pearlfish)
Lineage: Eukaryota; Metazoa; Chordata; Actinopteri; Cyprinodontiformes; Rivulidae
Gene: mpc1
Product: mitochondrial pyruvate carrier 1
Exons: 4
Coding region: 1-261 (86 amino acids)
Biological process (GO): pyruvate import into mitochondria
Cellular component (GO): mitochondrial inner membrane
Source: RefSeq, a predicted model, not a curated record
AUGGCAAACAGCACGCAUUUCUGGGGUCCUGUAGCAAACUGGGGUCUUCCAAUAGCUGCCAUUGCAGAUAUGAAGAAGAGCCCUGAAAUUAUCAGUGGCAGGAUGACCUUUGCUCUGUGCUGUUACUCACUGCUCUUCAUGAGGUUUGCUUACAAGGUUCAGCCACGUAACUGGCUUCUCUUCGCUUGCCAUCUUACCAAUGAAUCGGCACAACUCAUCCAGGGAGGUCGACUCAUCAAAUACAACACGGAGAAGAAGUGAACGUAGUGAUGAAGGGAAGCUUCAUGGACAACUGCAGAAUCCUGCUUCAAUAACCUAUAAAGUUGAAAAAAAAAUGGAACUCAUUCAUCUAAACAUACUUUCCAAUCAGUAAAUUUGUUUCACCUGACAUCACUUUUUUCAUGACGGUGCCAUGAUUGGUUACGUUAACAAGAUUUAGUCCCUUUAAUGUUAGCUUUUCUCUAAUAAUUAAGCUUAACUGCUGUAAUUUUAGUGAGGUUUGUCUAUGUACAAAAAUGUGCAAACCAGAGGAACUGGUGUCUUGAAUAAAGGCCAGCAGCUGUUGAGUGCUUUAAAGUAGACUGAAAUAGUCAUUCCUUGUUAAUCAUAUCGUUACAGGUCAUUAGCACUGAGUUUUGGUCACCUGCUCUGAAAUUGGUAUUAUUGCUGACAAACCAUAACAUUUUUAAUUAAACACUUAAGACAUGUCUGCUGUGAAUGCAGGACUUCAUUUAUACAUGAAUAAGGCUCCAGUUUAGCAUAGUUUAAAUUCAUUGAUUCAUAAGAGGUCAUGAAAAUUAAAACAGAUUGAUUAAAAAAAGAUAAUCAAAUAAAGACCUAUUUUGAUGCAUAUGUAAAUAUAACAAAUAUUUUAAAGUGUUGGGUGGAUUGGAAAAUAUCUGGAUUAUUAUCUGGUAACGAUAGCUGCUUCUGUCAUUGUUGACUAAGCAUGAAAUGUGCAGUUAUAUUCACAUGUAAAUCACAUUAAUUUAUGUCCAUUGUAUGAUUUACCCAAUGCUGAAUUAAAUUUGUUUAAAUAAACUGAACUGGGGAAA